AUGCAUGGUCACUAUCAAAUAACGAGAUGUAUGAGUAACUGUGGGAAUAAGCUUGUGCCCGAUUAUGACUGGGAGGUGUCCCUGAAUCAGACACAAGACCAAGAAUUCUUCCACCCAUGGUCAAAUAUGCGUUUUGGGUGGGAACUGUACCGAGGUGGCCAGGUUAUCCUUCAGAAGAACACUACUGAUUCUUCACUACUAGUGGACAACAGCCUGUUAGACAUCAACACAAGCUACAGUAUUCAUGUCGAAUAUGUGGUAGCACUUGCAGAUGGGUUGGAAUUGAACGGCUCUGUUGAUCUGUUGAAUGUUGUAACAAAUGAUUUACCAUUAAUUGGGUCAUGUGACUUCAGUCCAACUAGAGGCUUCUAUGAUAUGACCAAGUUCAACAUAACCUGUACUGGUUUCUAUGACAAUGACUCUCCAUUGACUUAUAAACUGAUCAGAGAUGAAACAGAGUCUCUUCUGUAUGAAGGGAAUGAUACGACAACAACUACCUUUUAUCUUGGUAAAGGACUGGGAGAGAACAACACAGCUUCUCUGGUGUUUAGAGCCAAGGAUGUAUAUGAGGCGACUGCAGAAGUCAGCAUUUCUGUCCAGGUAUUACCAUACGAAACUUCAGGCACAGAAUUGGAUGUCCUCUAUUUUGUACAAAAGACUUUUAUCGAGGGAGAUACAGACAAUGCAGAAAUCUCUGAACUGACACUACACACCAUCGGAGCCUUAGGGAAUAUUAUCAACGAGGACACGACCACAAACUACACUAAUCAAACUGAAGCUGCAGAAAGACUACAAUUAAGGACACAGAUACGAGAGUCGUUGACCCAGUCUCUGCUAAGUGUUGAAAUAGCACCUAGCUUUGAUGAAGUAAGCCAAGUGACCCAAGCACUGGAUUCUCUAAUGCAGGUCAAAGAGGAGGUGACAGAGAAACAGGAGGAGUCAACUGUUGCAGUAUAUGGAAAUCUGGCUGAGAUACUAAAUGAUGUCAAAAAUACUGAUCCUUCGGGGACAAGGUCUACAUCAAAGAAUUUACUCGGCUCAAUGGGAAAUCUUCUGACGGUAAUAAAGGACAGAGGCAAUGUGAUAAAGAAAAUAAACACAACAACCACAGAUCAGGUAACACCUGAGUCAAAGAAAGAACAAUUAGAAAAGGUGAAGAAGAAUACCUUGCAGAUGAUAUCGACAGUAGAGAAAAUUGUGGAUAUUCUCACAGACACGAUAACCGAUGAACCUGUGAUUGUCCAGACAUCAGCCAUGUCCGUCAGAGUCCAGGAAAUGUCUGCAGACAACAGCACAGAAACAAACGUCACCCUCAGUGUCCUUGCCGACAACUCCAGCAUUGGUCUUCUCCUGCCUGCUACUCAUGUUCUGAGGCAAUCAUUGCCAGGGGGAGAUAAUUCCUCUGUUUAUACACAGAUUGUGAUAACCAAGGACAACUUGUAUAGCUGGGACCAGACUGCUGAAAAAAUUACUUCCUCAGUGGUAGACAUAGUCGUCAAAGAUGAACAACUGCAGGCUAUGACUCUCACCAGUAUGUCUGAUCCUGUGACUGUCAUAUUUGAAGUUGAAGAACAGAAUUUAAAACCGAUUACUCUGGAAUUUACAUAUGAAACAAAAACUGGUCAAGUCAUCUCUAGCAACAUCCUGAAGGUCAGCAUUGAAGACAAUGAUCCGCAAAUGUCCUUAUUGGUGUACAUCAAGGCAGAGAAGUUGGACCUGACACUAAUGGUGUACAAUUCCACAGAAAAUGAAACACUAUCUCCAGGAACAGUACAGCAAAAUGGCAUGCCUAUGCCACUGAAUAACUCUGAGGGCAGUGCUGACAUGCUUAUUCUGAACGGAUUCGAAAAGCUGUUUUUGAGGAUAGCAGUUAAAGAAGGACAGAUUAUCCAAGGAAAUCAAACAGAUGUAUCUUUGAUAACGACUAAUGUCUCUGUCAGUAUCGGGACCUACAACACCAUUUGUGGCUACUACAACAACCUAACAGAGCAGUGGGCAACUGACGGCUGUGAGAUUUCCUCUCUAAAAGAUCUGAAGGCAAUGGCUUGUGUCUGCAACCAUUUGACAGCUUUCGCUUCAGGUUUCUUCAUCGUGCCUAACCUGGUUGAUCCUAUAGCUGAUGCUGCUCUUUUCCUGUCUUUCUUUGACAAUCCAGUGGUUGUGAUGACCGUGGUGAUAGUGUGGGGUAUCUACCUUAUUAUGCUGGUGUGGGCACGCCGCAAGGAUCGGGUGGACAGCAUGAAGGGAGGUGUAAGUGUACUGGAGGAUAACUGUGCUGAAGACAAGUAUAUGUACAUGGUGGGACUGGUCACUGGCUGGUGGAGACAUGCAGGCACCACAGCUAAUGUGUACAUGUAUCUCUGUGGUGACCAAGGUUACAGUUCAAAACACUUGUUGUCCGACGGCAUCGCUCGACACUUCCAGACAGGGGCAGAGGAUUGGUUUGUGCUCACUACACCAAAAAGCCUUGGAGAAUUACAAAGAAUUGUUAUAUGGCAUGACAAUGCUGGUGAAAGUCCUGCAUGGUUCUUAAAACAGAUCGUAAUCAGAGAUCUACAAGCAGAAAAGAUAUGGUAUUUUCUGUACAACAACUGGCUGGCCAUUGAUAGAGGGAUUGGGCAGAUCAAGGCAGAGAUUCAGUCACUCACUCAAGAGGACCUUGUCCAGAACUCGCUGUAUCAGUUUGGUCUCAAGUCUAGUAAAGACUUACAGAAUAACCACCUUUGGAUUAGUAUCAUCUCAUGUCCAGCUUACAGCCCUUUUACUCGCGUUCAGCGAUUAUCCUGUGCUCUGUCCCUCCUCCUUACAACUAUGCUUGCCAGUUUGAUGUUCCAUGGGGUGCCCACAGAUGAUCCUGCAGACCAGGUCAGCACAAGUGGUAUUACCUUUUCUCUGUCUGACAUCGUCAUCGGCAUAGAAAGUGGACUCAUCAUGUUCCCAGUCAACUUCAUCAUCAUGCAAUUGUUCACUAGACUUAACCCCAGACCUUCCAGAUGGAAAAACUCUCAGAUCAACUGCCCUGACGAAGAGGACCAACUAAUCGAACCUCAUACAAGUACAAGUACAGACAAAAGUAAAUCAAAAAGCAGCAGCAAAACACAGCCUUUCCGGUUUCCUUGGUGGGUGGUUUACAUUGCCUGGACAUUGGUUGUGUCCACUACUCUGAUAUCUUCCUACUUUGUCAUGUUAUAUGGUCUGAUGUAUGGCUACCAGGCGUCCAUUGAAUGGCUUGUGUCAUUCUUUACAGCAUUCUUUCAGAGUGCCUUUGUCACUGAGCCCCUCAAAGUGUUCCUCAUUGCAGUUCUUCUCGCCUUCAUAUUCAAGAAACCAGUUGAAUUUGAAGUUCUGAGCCAAAGGGACAAUAUGGUAUUAGGCAAGGAUAACAGCCAAUCAGAGCUGCUGAGGAGGAAGGGGAUAGCACUGUCCUCAAUAGCACCAGUAAAGCAGGCGAUACGGCCAGCCAUGCACAAAAGGCUCUCCAAGCAAUCAGAGAAAGACUCCAGCUUGAGGAGCGAAUCACUACAAUCAUUAGGGAGAUGAUCAUGUACUUCACUUUUGUGGCCAUCGUCCUAUUCAUAGUACAUGGUCAUCAGGAUGUGGAAACCAACUAUGGCUCAACAAAAAAUACAGAGGAUAUGUUAGUGUACGGAAAAUACACACCAGUCACACUUGCUGAAGUAAAGAAGGUUGAGGAUAUGUGGAAGUACCUCCAGACUACCGCUGUCCCAAUGCUGUACAGUGACACGGGCAGAUUGGCCAACGAUGUCAGUUACCUGAUAGGAACUGUCAGAC
Molecule: messenger RNA, 3792 nt
Organism: Pecten maximus
Lineage: Eukaryota; Metazoa; Mollusca; Bivalvia; Pectinida; Pectinidae
Product: polycystic kidney disease protein 1-like 2
Exons: 20
Coding region: 1-3540 (1179 amino acids)
Biological process (GO): detection of mechanical stimulus
Cellular component (GO): membrane
Molecular function (GO): protein binding; calcium channel activity
Source: RefSeq, a predicted model, not a curated record